CCCAAAUUUCCUAGCGCCUGCUCCCUUUACUCCGCCCCGUGUUCCUUCUUUUUUUUCUCCCCCGACAAGCGGAGCUCAUCUUUUUAUCUUCGACAAGAUGUCAAGAAUGACCACACCAACGCUGGCGAGGUUCCCCUCGGAGAUCCUCCUGAUAAUCGCCAGCUACCUCGAUGCCCCAGCACUAAAUGCGCUACUACAAACAUGUCAGCGCUUCCAAUGGCUCUUCGACGCCCUGCUAACCAGCUCGGCCGGAAAUAUAUAAACGUCCCUGGCGCGGGGACACCACUGAUCUGGGCGGUUCAAAACAAAAGGACCGGCGUCCUGAAAAGACUGCUCAAGGGCGAUGACUGGCCGUCGGACAAAUGCAACGGCACAACGGCCCUGCAUGAAGCGGUCCUCUGCGAUAACUUCGAGGCGCUGAGGAUCCUCCUCGACGCCGGCGCCGAUCCUCGGGUCAAGGACACCGGCAAGGAAUCUGCACUCGCCGAGGCGGCGGGGAACAACAAGGAAGAUGCCGUGCGCCUGCUCCUAAACCGGCACAUGGACCUGCAGCCCUGGACGGAAUUCGAACCGUGGUGGGAACGCGCCCUGACGCGGGCAGUGGUUGACAGCAACGAAUCGAUAUGCCGACUGCUACUCCAAUUGACCGAGUCCGCACACACCAGCAGUAACGACAGCAACCGCGCGGAAAUCGUCAAUGGCAUCCUGCAUUUCGUCGCGGGCUGGUACGGCUCCUGCGCGAUCAUCCGCCUGCUCGUCUCCCACGGCGCCGACCCCUCGCGCUCAAGCGCCGGGCGCCGGACGCUCCUCCAUCCAACCGCGCACAACGGACACGUCGCCGCCGUGAAACUCGCGUUGCAGGAAUACGCGGUCGAUCCGACCGUGCUGAACAACGACGGUCUAACCGCCCUCCACCUCGCCGCGGGCGACGGGCAUGUGGAGGUUAUCGGUGCUCUCCUCGACGCUGGCGUGCCCGUCGACAUCUCCGGCGAACGCGGGUUAACGCCGCUUCUCUUCGCCGCAUUAGGCCGACAGGACUGCGCGGCACGGAAACUCAUCGAGGCCGGCGCCGACGCGCGCGCGAGGAACGAGUCCGGGUUCAAUGCGCUGGACCUGACGAUCCCCAUGUGCCCGCCUCCGGCCCUCAUCGAACUCCUGCUGGAAGCCGGGACGGAUGCGAGUCCGCCGGUGGAGGAAAUCCGCAUGACGCCUCUCCACUGGGCAGCGCGGACAGGGCAGGCCGAGGUAAUGCGUCUGCUGUGCGGCGCGGGCGUCGCAGUCGAUCGCGUCGACCAGCGCGGCCGGACGGCGUUGCACCUGGCUGUGAGGGAGGGACAUGUAGCGUCUGUGGAGGUCUUGCUUAGGGCGGGGGCGGAUGCGUUUGCUCUUGAUGAGAGGGGGCGCACGCCGUUGGUUUUUGCGACGAGGAGGGGGGAUCAGGGGGUUGUGGAGUUGCUUCUGAGGCCGCCUUGGGAGCAUAAGACGGGUGAUGCGAAGGAGGUUGGAAUUGAUGUUUCCAAGAAGGAAUGAUGAAUGGAUGCGAGGUGAGUACGAUGGCUGAGAAGUCGCGAUGCGGGCAUUGUGACAAAUUGGAGAAUCUGAAGCUUGGAGGCGUUUGGUAGCGGCGUAUAAGGGACUGCCAGUGCACAUGAAGAUUAUACACACAGAGAUAGUCUCGACCUAAUUCCUUGAAACUGUGCGUCAUAGCACCUUUUGGACAACUAGAACAGUGCGUAGAGAGAAAGACAGACCGACAGACGUUGAUCCCUAACCUGGGCAGAUAGCGGCCUUGCAAUGGCAGUCUGAGGCUGAACGCGUCCAGCUCCACUGCAACUCUUGAAUCAUCAGCGCAAACCGAGGUUUCCU
Molecule: messenger RNA, 1866 nt
Organism: Aspergillus calidoustus
Lineage: Eukaryota; Fungi; Ascomycota; Eurotiomycetes; Eurotiales; Aspergillaceae
Source: the annotation of a GenBank genome assembly